GUUCCACCAUUUCCUGUUGUGGAUUUGGAACGAGACGUUAUACCUUCAGAAUGGGAAUAAAAAGCGGAUAGAGUAGAAUAAUUGGGUGGAUGAUUUGGCCCACUAAAUGCAGCUAAACCUACGAAAACGGGCAAAGAGCGCCCAACGGAAGAAGGCUGCGAGAAACGUGUUACAGCUGAAAAAUACUAGAGGCUUCAACUGUGAAAGCCGUUUAAAACAAGUGUACAGCCCCAUCAUGUCCAGCUCGCUCCUAUGGGCAGUGGACGUAUACGGGAAGGUGUACAGCCUAUCCACCACCAGAGGGCGCUGGGAGCGUGACGAGGACACCCUCCUGGAGCUAAAGCGUGUUACGGCUGGACAGAGGUGCAGCUGGGGAAUUGGCUGUGACCACCAUGUUUACCUCAAUAUCGACCCUGGGGAGGUGCCAAUUCGCUAUCGAGAGGAGACCUAUGAGAACCAGAGGUGGAACCCAGUGGACGGCUUCACUGACGUGCUGCUGCCCACUGACCGUUGGGCCUGGAGUGACCUCACAGGGGGGACCGCCCAGCCGCUGCACAGCUUCCUGUUGCCCUCAAACAGCUGGGAGUGGGAGGGGGACUGGUACGUGGACCAGGUCUGCGCUGGAGGAGACCCCAUUGAAACUGGGGGCUGGGAGUAUGCAGUGGACUUUCCUGCUAACUUCUCCAGAGAGAAGAAGUGGAACUCGUGUGUUUGUCGCAGGCGAUGGAUUAGAGACAGGAUAUACAAAGCCAGAGGCUCUUGGACCAAGAUCCCCUUGGACCACCCCAAGCAGCCCCCUCUCCCCCUCAGUGACGUUAGCUGUGGAGGCUGGGAGAUGAGCGACCAACCCGGGCGAUAUCACUUCCUGUGGGGUGUGUCCCAACAAGGACAGGUGUGGUUCAGGAGUGGCAUCCUGCCACAGGUCCCCGAGGGCCAGUGCUGGGAGCAGGUGGAGGCCCCCAGGGAGGUGGCCCAGAUCUCUGCCGGACCAGGGGACUUGCUCUGGGCUGUACUCUGGGACGGACAGCUACUGGUCCGUACAGGCAUCUGCCUGGACAGCCCUACAGGUUCCUCCUGGGUGGUGGUGGAUUCUCCCCCAGUAAAGGAGGGCGGAACCAUCCAUGUUGCUGUGGGGGUCAGCGUGGUGUGGGCCGUCACUAAGGACUACAAAGUGUGGUUUCGGCGGGGGGUGAACUCCCAUAACCCCUGUGGCUCAGGAUGGAUCAGCAUCGGUGGGGAGAUGAUGAUGGUGGAUGUGGGACUCAAUGACCAGGUGUGGGGAGUUGGAGAGGACCGUGGUCUGUAUUUCAGGAAGGGUGUCACCCCAUCGGAGCCCAGUGGUAGGGGCUGGAUACCUGUUUCUGCCCAAUGGGGUCACAGCAAAGAGAUGGUCCAACCCAGUGCUGGCUGUGAGUUCGGGGGACAGGUGACCAAUGCUUCCCAUGGUUCUGUUCUUACCUGCGAGGACUCAGGGGACACGGAGCUUCUCCUCACCACCAUCCCCCCAAGACCACAGGACACCCCCAAAGCCUUCAUCCCCACCAGUGACAGCUUCAUCUCCAGCCUGGUGGCUGACCGUGAGCCCCUGAGGACCCCCACACCCUCCCCCAAAAAGCCACCCCAGGGGAAGGGCAGCGAGUCCACCCCAGCCCCGAUGUGCAAUGUGGACCUGGACGCAGCUCAGAGCCCCCAGGGAGAGGCGUCUUCUCUUGGCAGGGCAGGGGACGUGGGACCCCCCACCUCAGUGGCCACCUACCCCCUGGGUCUGGAGCCCUCUCUGGGUUUGGGGGAGGAGGACGGGCCUGUAUGGGCCUGGAUCUCUGGUGGAGGCUGUGAUGUGGACCAUACAGCUCAGAUGACCUGGCUCAGGCCUGCAGACCCAUGCUCCACUGCCCUGUCCAUCGCCCCUGUUGAACCAGAAGCCUCGACGGCUAGGAAGGCCGAGACCACCACCAGUAAGGAGCCAGUGGAGAGAAGCGCGUCUGUGUGGGUGAGGAAGGGCAGCAUGCGCUGGUGGAGGGACUGGAAGCCCUAUCGCUGGGUGGAUGUGGGCGUGGCCCUGGAGCAGUCCACCAACGUCAAUGGCAAGAGGGAUGCCAUCUUCUUCAUCUACUUCACCCAGUAUGAUGAGAAAAAGUACCUCCAUGUGUUUAUAAGUGAUGUGACGGUGCUGGUUCCUGUGCUCAAGGAAAACUCCCAUCAUGCCUUUGCGGUGUACACGUCAGAUAGCACCAAACAAAGAUGGCCGCUGAUCCUGUCUGCACAGACUGAGAAGGACAUGGCUGACUGGCUGUCCCUGUUGGCUGGGUGCUGCUGCGAGGCCAGAGGGAUCAGGGGAACCCCCUCCCGACAGGCCCUGUGGUCAGUCACUUCCAAGGGGGACGUGAUGGUCCACGAGCCCUCUCCCUGUCUGGAGGCCCCGGCACACACCUUGCCCUGUGACAUGAUGUUUUGGCUGCAGGUCCCGGGCCACCUGCGCUGUGUAGAGUCUAACAGUCUGGGUGUGGUGUGGGGGAUCGGGUAUGAUGGCACCGCCUGGGUCUACUCUGGUUCGGGCAGCGUUGCUGAGGAAGAGCCCCCUCAGGGAGACAGGUGUAUCCUGCACACACAGACAGAUGGAAGGACUGUGUACAUCUAUGAGAACCAGCGAUGGAACCCCGUGACUGGAUACACAGACAAGCUUCUCCCCACAGACCGGUUCCCGUGGAGUGAUGACAACGGCUUUACAGAGUGCACCAAGUCCACCACCCACCCUCCCUCGCCUCAGUGGAGCUGGGUGACAGAGUGGGCCGUGGACUUGGCUUUCUCAGGAGGGACAGACAAAGAGGGGUGGCAGUAUGCAGCAGACUUCCUGUGUGAGAUACACAUGUUC
Molecule: messenger RNA, 2872 nt
Organism: Oncorhynchus kisutch (coho salmon)
Lineage: Eukaryota; Metazoa; Chordata; Actinopteri; Salmoniformes; Salmonidae
Product: tectonin beta-propeller repeat-containing protein 1-like
Cellular component (GO): membrane
Source: RefSeq, a predicted model, not a curated record